CUUCAGCAGGGGCCGCGCCGGAGGGGCCGCGACCGCCGCGCCCCACCCCGCGCCCACCGGCACCCCCGGCAACCCCCGGCACCCCCGGCGCCGCCAGGGACCCUCCUGGGGCCGGGCCCAGCGGGGCGGCAGGGCGAGGCAACCAUGGCUCUCUACAACAAUGGGGCUGAUGUGCCUUCGCCCCAGGAAGCUUCCAACGGCUUCUCCCAGCCCGGCGCCUCCGGAACGUGGCACAAGGGUGAGGAGGAGGUGCGUCUGGUGGAGCCCAGCAUGGUGAAGAAGGCUCACCGGGAAAUCCUGGACCACGAGCGCAAGCGGCGGGUGGAGCUGAAGUGCAUGGAGCUGCAGGAGAUGAUGGAGGAGCAGGGGUACUCCGAAGAGGAGAUCCGGCAGAAAGUGGGGACCUUUCGGCAAAUGCUGAUGGAGAAGGAAGGUGUGCUCACCAGGGAGGACCAGCAUGGGCGCCAAAUCGUGAUAGAAAACCACCACGGGGCGGAUGGGGAGGAGUACGCGGUGGAGUAUCCCGACUACGGCGAGGGCUGCCUGCUGCAGUGCGACUGUUCGGCCGAGUGCUACCGCGAGGACAGCGGCCACCGCGAGUACAGGCUGAAGAGGCGCUCGAGCAGCUCUACCUCUCCUCCCCCCAAGAAGAAAAAGAAGAAGAAAUCGGGUCACCGCCGGAGCCGCAAAAAGAGGAAACCUGGCUCGGAGCGCAGCUGCGACAGCUCUUCACCCAUCCGCAAGGAAAAGAAAAAGAAGACUGGAAAGAAACACAGACGUGACAGAUCUGAGUCAGGGUCACGGAAGAAGAGAAGACACAGGUCCCGAAGCCCCAAGAACAAACGGAAAGAGAAAAACAAAGAGCGCAAGAGGUCCCGCAGCGAGUCCCCGGCCUGGCGCUCGCACCGGCGCAGCUCCUGCAGCUCCCACAGCGCCUCCCUCUCCUCCGACGACAGCGGCUCCAAAUCCCCCGGCAGGCUGAGCCCCAAGCGCCGGCAGGAUGGUCCCAAGGGCAGCAGCGCCCGCUCCAGCCGCAGCCCGUCCUCGCCCUCGCCCCAGCGCUCGGCCUCGCCGCACCAGAACGGGCACAAGGGCAGCGCCCAGAACGGCCGCCACAGCCACGGUGCCCCGCUCCCGGAGCCCUCGGAUAGGCCAGCCUCGGUCCCCUCUCCGCGGGCUCAUGGCAGGACGGAGCCGCUGUCCCCCCGCGCCCGGGGGGGCCGACACGGUGCCCGCAGCCCCCGGUCACCCACGCCGGAGCGGGGCAAGCACGGCCACCGGCAUCGCUCCCGCAGUGCCUCGCCGCCCUCCCGACACCGCGGCCAGAGCAAGGGGCGGCCCCCGGCCCCCCGGGAGCCCCCGCCGGCGCCGCUCAGCCCCCCCGGCUACAGCAGCGACUCGGAGGGCUCGGCGGGAUCACACCCCUACCACCCGCCGGCCGGCCCCGACAGGAACCACGGCGCACACGGGAAGAAGAUAAAGGAGAGGCACCACCGGGGCCGGCCCAACAGCAGCUCGGAGUCGUCGGCCAAGCACUCCCGGCACACGUCGGAGCGCAGGAAGAGCCCGUCACCCAGCCCCGGCCAGCGCAGCAGCUCCUGGAGCUCCAGCGGCUCCCUCUCCAAGUCCCGCUCCCGCUCCCGGGAGAAGAGAGCAGGACGCAGCCGCUCCCGAUCACCCUCGCCGAAAAAACCCGCCAGCAGAGAGAAGGACAACGAGCCCCGAACACGUCACGGUGAUCCUGAUCCUGCCCGCGCCCGGCGCCGCUCCAGGAGCUACUCCCCAAUUAGGAAGAGGAGACGUGACUCCCCCAGCUUCAUGGAGCCCAGGAGGAUCACGAGUGCUCGCAAGCGUCCCAUUCCCUACUACCGGCCCAGCCCCUCGUCCUCCAGCUCGCUGAGCACCUACUCGUACAGCCGGAGCCGCAGCCGCAGCUACGACAGCUACAGCUCCAGCCGCAGCCGCAGCCGGACUCGCAGCCCCCCCAGCCGCUCCCGCAGCCCCAGCCGCAGCCCCAGCUACAACAGCCGCAGCAGCUCGGAGAGCGCCGGCUUCUGAGCCCCCCCGGCACCCGGCCGCAGCCCCCCGACACCCCAGCUCUGCCCCCUCCAUGCCUCCUGCGCCCCCAGAAGGGACGGGACCACCGGAGAGGUGGAAAAGAGCCGGGGGAUGCUAAGGAUGGACCUGGCGGCGGGGGAAAGC
Myiozetetes cayanensis is the source of this 2202-nucleotide messenger RNA. It is a transcript of the gene SRRM3, whose product is annotated as serine/arginine repetitive matrix 3. The record is from RefSeq and is a predicted model, not a curated record. NCBI's taxonomy places the organism in Eukaryota, Metazoa, Chordata, Aves, Passeriformes, Tyrannidae. Gene Ontology annotation, molecular function: mRNA binding.